This is a messenger RNA of Sphaeramia orbicularis (orbiculate cardinalfish), 1911 nucleotides long. RefSeq names its product 14-3-3 protein beta/alpha-1. The transcript has 6 exons. Bases 250 to 996 code for a protein of 248 amino acids. The record is from RefSeq and is a predicted model, not a curated record. Lineage: Eukaryota; Metazoa; Chordata; Actinopteri; Kurtiformes; Apogonidae.
GAGCUGAAGAAGACCCGCCCCAUUUUAGCAAGUUCAGUUGGAUUUUCACUGCUGCUACCGUUCUUUGCCUUUCGGACCAAUCUCUCCAAGCGAUUCACUUUGUGGGACAAAAUUGGACCUCAGUAGCCUUAACGUUACUGUGGGGAAGAAAAUCGCCGACCCAUUUCAUACUCAUCCUUCACCUCUACAGUCCUUGACGACCACAUUACCCCGGAUUUCUGAUUUAUCGGUCCCUGAAUUAUAAAAACUAUGGAUAGAAGUGAUUAUAUCCAGCAGGCCAAGUUGGCGGAACAGGCUGAACGCUACGACGACAUGGCAGAUUUCAUGAAGAAGGUAACAGAGUUAGGAGGCGACCUGUCAAACGAGGAGAGGAACUUACUGUCCGUCGCCUACAAAAACGUGGUUGGGGCAAGGAGGUCGUCCUGGAGGGUGAUUUCCGCCCUCCACACGAAGGUAGAUGGGACGGAUAAGAAGCAGCAGAUGAUCAAGGAGUAUCGGGAGACGGUGGAGAAGGAACUGGAAGACAUCUGCCAUGACGUUUUGCGCCUGCUGGAUGAACAUUUAAUUAGUACGGCCUCUCCUGCUGAGAGCCAGGUCUUCUAUCUAAAGAUGAAGGGGGAUUACUACAGAUACCUUGCUGAAGUUGCUAGUGGUGAAGGGAAGGAGAAGGCCACUGACAAUGCUCAGAAAUCAUACACUGCAGCGUAUGAAGUCAGUCAGAAAGACAUGGAGCCUACACAUCCCAUCCGCUUGGGCUUGGCGCUUAACUUCUCUGUCUUCUACUAUGAAAUCCUCAACUCCCCAGAACGAGCCUGCAACUUGGCUAAAACGGCCUUUGAUGAAGCCAUUGCAGAGCUCGACAAACUAGGAGAGGAUUCCUACAAAGACAGUACUCUCAUCAUGCAGCUCCUCAGAGAUAACCUGACAUUAUGGACAUCAGACAAUGCUGCUGAAGAGGGCGAUGGAGGAGAAGCGGGAGAAGGCGGCGAGAACUAAAAUCUACAAACUUAAAUGGGUCAUCUCCAAGAAAAAAGGAAAAAAAAAAAAAAAAACUUUUUACACAUCUUUCAUUCCUUAAUGCUCCACUCAAACAUUCUCCCAAUGAACCCUAUUGCUGAAAAGCAUUAUGUAAUGAAAAAUUUAAAUAAAAAUGAUUUGUUUCGCAAAGUAGAUUUGGACAAAAAAGAAAAAAAACCCUCCAUUCCUUUGGUUUGUGUUUGUCCUGGCCUUUCCAUUCGUGCAGUUGCAGCUGUAGAAAAUUGAUAGCUUGACAUAGUGUCAAACUCCUGGUUCAGUUGAUGUCUCAACUGGAAACCUAAAUUCCACCAUUUGAGGAGUUUUGGACUUUCCCAAUUACCAAAUGUUAGAUUAAAACAAAUCCCUAAUACCUUUUUAGUGUGUCUUUCUCUACACAGUUGCGUGGUACGGUUAUACAGGAUGAGAUUGUCACAUAGAAGUUUCAUACUGCAGGGAAAGCCAAUCUGGCAACAUACAAUAAUAACCAAGUAGUGCCCAUUGUUGAGUUAAACCCUCAUUUUCUGCCCUGGUUUAUGAAGCCACUCUUUCAUUGAAGCAUGUCUUUUUGAAGGGGAAAUGGUGAGGGUUGUCUGACCAAAUGCAGGGAUCUUUUCAUGGGAAGACUAUUCUUUCAUGCAUGUCUCUUGAGAUAUUACACUGGAACGGGAACAAAUGCUGUAACACACGUCCAGUUGAGUCUUUUUUUUUUUUUUUUUUUUUUUUUUUUUUCAAUGCAGGUUUGUACACAUCCUAAAAGGGUGUUUUGUUUGUCUGUCAAUAGAGAUUUGGACCACUAUUGUUUGCUACUCAAUUGUAGUCCCCAAAACCCUUGUGGAACUGUUUGAAUCCCUAUGUAUCGGCUAUGUAUCAUGAAUAAAACAUUUUAUAAACGAA